This is a messenger RNA of Fraxinus pennsylvanica, 2949 nucleotides long. NCBI's taxonomy places the organism in Eukaryota, Viridiplantae, Streptophyta, Magnoliopsida, Lamiales, Oleaceae. The record is from the annotation of a GenBank genome assembly.
AUGGAGCAACUAAAGUCGAUAGGGCGGGAGCUCGCGAUGGGCUCCCAAGGUGGGUUCGGGCAGUCCAAAGAGUUCCUUGACCUCAUCAAAUCGAUCGGCGAGACCCGAUCCAAGGCUGAGGAGGACCGAAUAGUUUUACGUGAAAUUGAUACUUUAAAAACCCGUCUUGCAAACCCCAAUACACCGAAAUUCAAGCUCAAAGAGUACCUUGUACGUCUCCUUUAUGUUGAGAUGCUUGGUCAUGAUGCUUCUUUCGGCUACAUCUAUGCUGUCAAGAUGACACAUGAUGAGAAUUUACUGUUUAAAAGGACCGGAUACUUGGUUGUUACACUGUGUUUGAACGAGGAUCAUGAUUUGAUUAUUUUGAUUGUUAAUACCAUACAGAAAGAUUUGAGGAGCGAUAAUUAUUUGGUGGUUUGUACUGCUCUUAAUGCGGUGUGUAGGUUGAUUAAUGAAGAGACAAUUCCGGCAGUGUUGCCACAGGUGGUGGAGCUCUUGGGACAUCAAAAGGAGGCAGUGAGGAAAAAGGCGGUGAUGGCACUUCAUCGGUUUUAUCAGAGGGCACCUGGGUCAGUUUCCCAUCUCGUUUCUAACUUUCGCAAGAGGCUUUUUGAUAAUGAUCCUGGUGUUAUGGGUGCAACACUUUGCCCGUUAUUUGAUCUUAUCACAACUGAUGUUAAUUCUUACAAGGAUCUGGUGAUCAGCUUUGUAAACAUUCUUAAGCAAGUUGCAGAGCACAGACUACCAAAGAAUUAUGAUUACCGUCAAAUUCCUGCCCCAUUUAUCCAGAUCAAAUUAUUAAAAAUACUUGGGUUACUGGGUAAUGGUGACAAAAAGGCCAGCGAACACAUGUAUACCAUUGUGGGUGACAUGAUGAGAAAAUUUGAUUCCACAAGUAAUAUAGGGAAUGCCGUUCUUUAUGAGUGCAUAUGCUGUGUUUCCUCAAUACAUCCCAACCCCAAGGUACUCGAAGCUGCUGCUGAUGCCACUUCGAAAUUUUUGAAGAGUGAUAGUCACAAUCUGAAAUAUCUUGGUAUUGACGCUCUUGGCCGGCUGACAAAAAUAAGUCCUGAAAUUGCUGAACAGCAUCAACUGGCUGUCAUCGAUUGCUUAGAGGACCCAGAUGACACUCUAAAGCGCAAGACAUUUGAACUGCUUUAUAAAAUGACGAAGUCUUCAAAUGUAGAAGUAAUUGUGAACCGUAUGAUUGAUUAUAUGAUAAACAUCAAUGAUAAUCAUUACAAAACUGAAAUAGCAUCUAGAUGUGUUGAACUUGCGGAGCAAUUUGCACCAAGCAACCAGUGGUUUAUACAGACCAUGAAUAAAGUAUUUGAGCACGCAGGGGACUUAGUUAAUGCCAAACUGGCUCACAACUUGAUGCGGUUGAUUGCUGAGGGAUUUGGAGAGGAUGAUGAUACUGAAGACAGUCAGCUCAGAUCAUCUGCUGUGGAGUCAUAUCUUCGAAUUAUUGGAGAGCCAAAACUUCCAUCUGCAUUUCUUCAAGUCAUUUGUUGGGUCUUGGGGGAAUACGGUACCUUUGAUGGGAAGUAUUCUGCGCCAUAUAUCAGUGGGAAAUUGUGUGAUGUGGCAGAGGCACAUUCAACUGACGACAUUGUCAAAGCAUAUGCUGUCACAGCCCUUGAGAAAAUAUAUUCCUUUGACAUUGCAGCUGGAAGAAAAGUGGACAUGCUUCCUGAGUGUGAAUCCUUGAUUGAAGAAUUAUUAGCAUCCCAUUCAACAGAUCUGCAGCAGCGUGCUUAUGAACUUCAAGCAAUCAUAGGUUUAGAUGCUCAUGAUGUUGCAAAUAUAAUGCCAAUAGAUGCAAGUUGUGAAGACAUUGAGAUUGACAAAAGCCUUUCGUUUCUUGAUGGAUAUAUUCAACUAGCUAUAGAAAAGGGGGCUCAACCAUAUGUUUCUGAGAGGGAACGUUCAGGAAUGCCAAAUAUUAGCAACUUCAAAAGCCAAGAACAGCAUGAGUCCUUAACGCACUCUCUUAGGUUUGAGGCUUAUGAACUUCCUAUACCGUCCAUGACCCCUCAAGUUACUCCAGUGCUAGCAUCUUCUACUGAACUUGUUCCUGUACCCGAUCCAUAUUUUCAUACAGAGGUCCACUAUUCUGCUACACCUGCGCCAUCCGUCUCUAAUGCAGGGUCAUCAGAACUCAAGCUACGACUUGAUGGGGUUCAAAAGAAGUGGGGCCAACCUUCUUAUUCCUCACCUGUGUUGUCUACUUCAAUCAAUGAUACACCUAAGAUGCAGAAUGGGAAAACCCAACGCGAUUCAGUUGGAAGUGCAAACUCAAAAGCACGCGAUGCCUCUUAUGAUUCAAGAAAGCCGCAAGUAGAGAUAUCUCCUGAGAAGCAGAAACUGGCUGCUUCACUUUUUGGCGGUGCACCGAAAUCUGAUAGAAGACAAUCUUCUUCAAACCAGAAGGUUACUAAGAAUAUCAGCCAUGCUGCAGAUAAGUCUCAUGUGGAAAAGACAGCAACUUCUGAUACUGUUAUUAUAAAAACUUCCCAGCCACCUCCCGACUUGCUCGACUUAGGCGAACCAGCUGGUACAAGUAUUCCACCAUCUCUAGAUCCUUUUAAGCAAUUGGAAGGUCUUCUCGAUCUAAAACAAGAUGCAACCACACUAAAUACCAAUGGAGUUAGUGGUACUGAUGCACCCGACAUAAUGUCCCUCUAUGCAGACAUGUCACUAAGCGACCCGGGGAAUAGUACUGCAAAUCCAUUUUCAACCAGUAAGGAAAGUGCUAGUCUUCUCACUGGGUUUUCAGAUGAGGCCAACAUAAAUGGUCACGGAGGAAAUACAGUUGCACAGGUAACACAGCAAUUGAACAAGGGACAAAAUCAUAGAGAUUUUCUGGAAAAGGAUGCACUUGUUAGGCAAAUGGGAGUGACGCCAUCAGGUCAGAAUCCAAACUUAUUUAAGGAUUUACUUGGGUAA